This is a messenger RNA of Serpula lacrymans var. lacrymans S7.9, 2570 nucleotides long. RefSeq lists its product as uncharacterized. The coding region runs from base 124 to 2034 and encodes 636 amino acids. Lineage: Eukaryota; Fungi; Basidiomycota; Agaricomycetes; Boletales; Serpulaceae. Gene Ontology annotation, cellular component: spliceosomal complex. The transcript has 11 exons. The record is from RefSeq and is a predicted model, not a curated record.
GAGGUAGACUUCGCUCUCGCAACUUGUGCCACCAGAAUUGCUCAGAAUUUCUUGUUCAGCUUGAACUUUCAUGAUCACUGGCGGUGGUUUUGUUAGAUUUUGAACAAGCGAAUUUCAGAAUUCAUGGAUAUCGACAAACUUUUCAAAGUACCGAAGCUACCAGUGGGGUCGAAUAAACGGAAAAUGCCCGACAACCCCACUCCUGAAAUGCUUAAGAAAAUGAAACUUGAUGUUCCACCACAACGGGAUCAGCGCCCUGAAGAAAGUGGUGUUGGCGCUGCUGCAUUCAAAGGCAAAUCACGUCGAGCAACUGUACAAACCGAAGAUGAAGACGAAGUUGACACCGAUUUUGCACCUGGAGGAGAUGCCGAUUAUUUCAUAGAGGAAGAUGAUGAAGGUCGCUUCUUUGGAGGAGGUUUGACAUUGGAGCAAAAAGACAUACUAAAUAUCUUUGACAACGCGGGGGACGAAGGCGCGCAACACGACCCAGAUGAACUAUCUAUUACAGCUAUCCGACGAUUCUUACUUCGCUUCGAACGAGCUGCAAACAAGAACCAAGACCAGCGCUCCAAGUAUCCUGAUGACCCUUCGAAAUUCAUCGAUUCGGAAGCCGACCUUGAUAGUGCUAUCAAGGCCUUACUACCUUUAGCUCAGGUCCCUAUCGUCGCAUACCCAGAACUCGUUCGCUCGGGCGCUGUCUCGCUGCUAAUAGGUUUACUUAGCCAUGAGAACGCAGACAUUGUGAUCGAUGUAGUAGAAGUAAUACACGAGCUAACCGAUGAAGAUGUUGGCAAUGAAGGAGAACAAGACGAGGAGGAGGAAGGACAAACGCAGGCUGCUCUCAAAGUGCUUGUCGAUGCCUUACUGGAAAACUCGGUAUUGGAAUUAUUGGUCGAUAAUCUUUCUCGUUUAAAAGAGACAGAGGAAGCCGACCGUCAGGGCGUUUUUCACAUACUGGGUGUUUUCGAGAAUGUUUUAGGGCUGAACCCAGAACUUUCCACACUACUCGUAGCAAAAACGAAGAUCAUGCAGUGGUUAUUGAACCGCAUUCAGUCAAAAAAUCAUGACGAAAAUCGAGGUUAUGCUGCUGAGCUACUUUCGAUAUUAUUGCAGGAUAAUGUAUCUAAUCGAAUGGAGCUGGGGAAGAAUGAUGGGGUUGAGUCCAUUCUCAAAGUUCUUUCGCAAUUUCGUAGGCGGGAUCCCGCUGACGCUGACGAAACCGAAUUUAUGGAAAAUGUUUUCGAUGCUUUAUGCUCAGCACUGUCAGAGAGAGAGAUCAAGUCCUUAUUCCUCGCAAGCGAAGGUGUCGAUCUGAUGGUAUUGAUGAUGAAAGAAAAUCGUCAGUCCAAAUCAAGAACAGUGAAGACCUUAGAUUAUGCUAUGUCAGGGACUUCCGGAACUGAUAUAUGUGAAAAUUUUGUCGAAGCACUGGGUCUCAAAACGCUAUUCUCUGCGUUUAUGGGCAAGUCUACGAAAAAACACAAAACGAAUGGCGCCCCUCCAGCAUCAGAAGACACGUCGCAUAUUCUUGGAAUCAUUUCCUCGUUAUUCACAAACCUACCAUCAGACUCGCCUAGUCGCAUACGUCUAUUAGCCAAAUUUGUGGAAAAUAACUACGAAAAGAUUGACAAACUGCUUGAAAUUCGUGAAAAUGCAAAUACUCGCCUGAAGGCGGUCAAUGCAGAAAUUGAACUGGAGAAGAAUGAACUUAAUGCUGAGGGUGAGGAAAUAGGACCCGAGGAGGAAGAUAUGUGGUAUAUUCGUCGGGUAGACGGGGGACUGUUUACGCUUCAAAACGUGGAUUACAUUCUAGCAUGGACAGCCAUGGAAGAUGAUGGGAUUCGCGGGCAUGCUGCGCAAAUGCUCAACCGAAAAAAUCUAUCGGUGAAAGACAUCAUUGAAACAAUGCGGAUGCAUCACCAGAAUAUGGAUAAUGAUGAGCAGAACUCAUCGACUUCUGAUGAAACGUCACAGCGAGCACCUUCACAAAGAGAGAUUUUGGCGAAUCUUAUCGUUUUCCUGGAGGGCUGCUGAAUUUUCGCGUAAUAUAUGCUGAUAUUAUGAUAAUAUGUCGAACUAUGAAGCCGCUAGGGCCACAGACGAGAAGACCAUUUCUAGCGCGCCUUUAACUUUCACAACUUCUUUUUGAAAGCGUAGUUCUGCAUGCAACUUCUUCCGUAGCCGGAGGAAUAGCGAGUCGAUGAGAGGCGACUGCCCCAAUACCGGUGUAUAUAAUUCUGCCACGGUCAAAUUCAAAUCAUGUUCGUCAAUGAAAAAGGACCUGGACAUACCGAUGACACAGCUCGCAACAUCACAAACCAUCUCUCCAAAACGAGGGUCAGAUAUAUGUUUAACGAGUAGACGCAACACGGGUUCUAGGAGAACAUCGUCUCGCCCAGACAGUGCACUUCGGAGACCAUCUCGGUGGAUUAGUUCCUGUAUCAGCGAAAACACUGUUGUUGGCGGGACGUUCUAUAGAAGGUCGUAAGAACAAAAAUCAGGCCUAAAAUGAGUCUCCAACCUUGCGUAAAACAGAAUCCAAGGCAGCAGAAUAUUUGAAACUUUUCAAC